GUUAUGGACAUGCUGCCCCAGGGACUGAUGCGGGGAAGGCCUUUUGCAUGUUCUACGCAGUCCUGGGGAUCCCACUGACACUCGUCAUGUUCCAGAGCUUGGGCGAGCGCAUGAACACCUUUGUCAAGUACCUCUUGAAACGCAUCAAAAAGUGCUGUGGGAUGAGGAGCACCGAGGUCUCCAUGGAAAACAUGGUCACUGUGGGUUUCUUCUCCUGCAUGGGAACACUCUGCAUUGGAGCUGCAGCCUUUUCCCAGUAUGAGGAAUGGAGCUUUUUCCAUGCUUACUAUUACUGCUUUAUAACAUUGACUACAAUAGGGUUUGGAGACUAUGUGGCCCUGCAGACCAAAGGGGCCCUUCAAAAGAAGCCUCUCUAUGUGGCUUUUAGCUUUAUGUACAUUCUAGUAGGGUUGACAGUCAUUGGGGCAUUUCUAAAUCUGGUUGUUCUCAGGUUCUUAACCAUGAACAGCGAGGACGAGAGGCGGGAUGCUGAGGAACGGGCAUCCCUGGCAGGGAACCGCAACAGCAUGAUUAUCCACAUCCAAGAGGACUCCCAGCACGGUCGGCCACGGUACAAGGCCGAAGUAACAGACCUUCAGUCAGUUUGUUCCUGCAUGUGUUACAGGUCCCAUGAGUACACCAGCCGGGUGGUGUCCCACCAAAAUUCGUUCAGCUCGAAGCUGAACCCCCAGUACUUUCACUCCAUCUCUUACAAGAUAGAGGAGAUCUCACCAAGCACAUUAAAAAACAGCCUUUUCCCAUCUCCUGUCAGCUCCAUCUCACCUGGGUUGCACAGCUUUACAGAUAACCACAGGCUGAUGAGAAGGCGAAAGUCCAUUUAAAGUGAUUUGUCUUCUUUUGCUUUCCUUGUUUUCCCCAGUUCUUCU
Messenger RNA from Tinamus guttatus (white-throated tinamou), 887 nucleotides. The record is from RefSeq and is a predicted model, not a curated record. Lineage: Eukaryota; Metazoa; Chordata; Aves; Tinamiformes; Tinamidae.